Mugil cephalus (flathead mullet) is the source of this 2666-nucleotide messenger RNA. Its product is annotated as proliferation-associated protein 2G4. NCBI's taxonomy places the organism in Eukaryota, Metazoa, Chordata, Actinopteri, Mugiliformes, Mugilidae. Bases 129 to 1304 code for a protein of 391 amino acids. The record is from RefSeq and is a predicted model, not a curated record. The transcript is spliced from 13 exons.
GGGAGGGGCUUGCAGGGCAGCAGGAGGCCCGUGUUAGCAGCACAGACUGCAGCCUUCAGCCUCACAUCAGAGGGAACUGAUUAGCUGUCAAGGGCCGAGAAGGUAGCGACUGAAACUUCACUGCCAACAUGUCCGACGAGGAGCAAGAGCAGACCAUAGCCGAGGAUCUGGUGGUCACCAAGUACAAGAUGGGUGGUGACAUCGCUAACCAGGCUCUUCGUCAGGUCGUGGAGGCAGCCAAGCCCGGGGUGUCCGUGCUCAGCCUCUGUGAGAAAGGUGACGCCUACAUCAUGGUCGAAACUGGAAAGGUCUUCAAGAAGGAAAAGGAAAUGAAGAAAGGCAUUGCCUUUCCAACCAGCGUCUCAGUCAAUAACUGUGUUUGCCACUUCUCUCCCCUGAAGAGUGACCCUGACUACACACUUAAAGAUGGGGAUCUGGUCAAAAUAGAUCUGGGGGUUCAUGUUGAUGGCUUCAUUGCCAAUGUUGCUCACAGCUUUGUUGUGGGAGUCAGUAAGGAGAACCCUGUCACUGGCCGGAAAGCCGAUGUAAUCAAAGCGGCUCAUCUAUGUGCAGAAGCAGCUCUUCGUCUUGUGAAACCUGGUAACCAGAACACUCAAGUGACAGAAGCCUGGAACAAGAUUGCACAGUCUUUCAAAUGCUCUCCUAUCGAGGGUAUGCUGUCCCAUCAGCUAAAGCAACAUGUCAUAGACGGAGAGAAGACCAUCAUUCAGAACCCGACAGACCAGCAAAGGAAGGACCAUGAGAAGGCAGAGUUUGAGGUGCAUGAAGUCUAUGCUGUGGAUGUCUUAGUUAGCACUGGAGAAGGGAAGGCCAGAGAUGCAGGUCUGAGGACCACAAUUUACAAGAGGGACCCCAGUAAGCAGUAUGGCUUGAAGAUGAAGACCUCCCGUACCUUCUUCAGUGAGGUGGAACGACGCUUUGAUGCAAUGCCCUUUACUCUUAGGGCUUUUGAGGAUGAGGCCAAAGCCCGUCUCGGUGUUGUAGAGUGCGCCAAACAUGAAUUGCUACAACCCUUUAGUGUGCUACAUGAAAAAGAAGGAGAGUUUGUAGCUCAGUUUAAGUUCACAGUGCUGCUGAUGGCCAACGGGCCACACAGAAUCACCAACGGACCCUUUGACCCAGAGCUCUACAAGUCAGAGCAUGAAGUUCAGGAUCCAGAGCUAAGGACUUUAUUGCAGAGUUCUGCAAGCCGUAAAACACAGAAGAAAAAGAAAAAGAAGGCAUCCAAGACAGCAGAAAAUGCAACUGGACAGCCAACUGAGGACACAGAAGCUGCAGAAUAGAAAAAACAAACAACAAAACUGCCUUUUCCACACAUGCAACACCCCAAAGAGAAGCAAGAGAAAACACGACAAGCUUCCCUGAACUCUCUGCCCAUGCUACACUUAAUAGUGUUCACUUCACAAAUUAAAAAAAGCACUUGAAUUGAGAAGAACGUUGGCAUCAGUUGAAUGUUUGAUAGUUUUACAUGGAUGCUUAACCCUUUACUGCAUUAAUGGAAGUUACCCUUGGAGGAAUGUGGCUUUUUAUUCCCUACAUUUAGUAAGGAAUAUUUGCAAGCUGGUUUAUAUCUUAAAGAGCCUUGCUGCUGGUGCAGUUUUUUGUUUUGUUUUUGUUUUUUUAAAUAUAAAGAUAUAUUGGUCUUUAUAAUUGUAUUGUAAGCAAAGGAAAAUUAAGCUUACAGUGGGCAUUAAUUCAUUUUUGUCAACUCUUUGUGAGUUUGGGAGUUAUUAAUUGAAACCAACAGAAAGUGGAUCAUAGUUGUUUCUUUAAGGUGUUGUGUAGCUGUGGCCUUCACAAAUUCUCCCGUUCCAUUGAAGGAAAGUGGAUUGUCACUUGUUUUUUCACAAAGUCAAGUUAUGUUAAGUUUCCAGAUAUUAUUUAUCGACAAAUUAAAAUCCAGACUUUUUAUUGGAAGGUGAAUGUUUUUCAUGUCUUCAGUGUGUGAAUCCCAACAAGUAAGGAUUUUAGUCAUUAGCAGCAGCAUUAAAACAAUUCUGAACUGUGAUUCUUAUCCAAACCAUGCAGUAAAGGGUUAAAUUGGGAUGUUGUCUCGGUCAUUUCAACAUUAGACUCUAAAGAUAACUAACGAUUCAGAUAUUUAACCAAAUGAUAAUUUACAAAUUGGUUGUUGCUCCAUACUUCAUGUAUUGAGGGUUUACAGUCACUCUUCUAUCACCAUAUCUUGACCAUACUUUUGGCUGUUUUAGCGACACUAUAUUUUUAAAGCAAUAAUCCACAGAAUAUUUUUAAAUAUACAAGGUGACAAAAACUGUGUAAUCCGCUUAACUUUAGGGAACAAACUGCUACAUUUACUGCCAUUCCUCUUGGAUUUUAUGAAAAGAACUCUACACACCUGUGUUCCAGUUUUAAAAACCUUUUUCUAUUUGAGGCUGCUGACUUGCUUUACAACAUUGUUAGUUUUGUGGCAUAAGAACUGAUCAGGUUUUCGAAUAAAUGUUUUAUUUUUGGAGGGAGAGUCUUCAGAGGAGUUCGAUCCGUCAGAUCAUUUCAGUUCUGGUCUGGGUUUGUGUUGGUUCAUACUCGUCAACGAUUAAAUAUGUUGGAAAAAGCAAAAGUCCUGUUCGUAGCUUAGUCAGAGGGCGACGGACCUUUACAUCUAAUGAAAUAAAAAGUUUUUCAUA